Messenger RNA from Penicillium vulpinum, 1035 nucleotides. RefSeq lists its product as uncharacterized. The coding region runs from base 1 to 1035 and encodes 344 amino acids. The record is from RefSeq and is a predicted model, not a curated record. The transcript has a single exon. Lineage: Eukaryota; Fungi; Ascomycota; Eurotiomycetes; Eurotiales; Aspergillaceae.
AUGCACUUCCAUACCGCAUUGCUCAGUGGGCUAGCUAUCCUCCCAGUGGCUCUAGCUUCCUGGCCUUUUCUCAAAACUGAACAGAUAUCGGCAGUCACCUACCCCAAUGAGCAGCCCGAUGUGACAGUCGAGACCCUAUUUCAAUUUCCCAACAAUGGCUCAUGGAUCGGCAACAUGGUCCUUCGACCAGAUGGCAACAUUCUUUUGACGCGUCUGGACACCCCUGAAGUUUGGCACGUCGACACCACGACCGGAAAGGCGGCUCUCGCCCACUCAUUCGCCGGCUUCACUAGCACCUUCGGAAUCAGUGAAAUCGAAGACGAUGUCUUCGCAGUUGUGGUGGGCAAUUUCUCAAUCACAACCUAUCAACCAGGUGCAGGCUCAUUCGGGGUCUAUAAAUUGGACUUCAACAAGAUUGAUGCUAAGGAGAAGAUGCCAACGGCCUCGGAAAUCGUCGCAAUCCCAGAGGCUCUGGCAUUGAAUGGCAUGGCUACUUUCUCAAGGGAGUCCAACUUGGUUCUCAUUGCUGAUAGUCCCAAGGGAGUGGUGUGGAAAGUUGAUACCAAGACAGGAGACUAUUCUGUCGCACUGGAAGAUACUACAAUGGCUCCUGCGGAGGGACAGGCCCUUCCCCUUGGGGUCAAUGGCCUGACGGUGCUUGGUAACUAUGUCUACUAUACGAGCACGACACGAAUGCUGUACUGCAAAGUCAAAGUGGAUAAGGAUGCCAACCCAGUUGGAAAUUUCGAGGUUAUUGCUAGCGGAUUCUUACCGGAUAACGUUGAGCUGACCGAAGAUGGUACUGCAUACGUUCCGACGGAUCCCCAGAACUCCGUUGUGCGCAUUACUCCAUCCGGACAGAUCUCUCUCGUUGCAGGUGGCCAAGUAUCCACGGAGAUACCAGGUCCAAGUUCUGCCCGAUUGAGUGAAGACGGACAAAUACUGUAUGUUGGCACCACUGGUGGCCAAAUUGCGCCUGUUAUGGGCACAUUCAUUGAGCCCGCAAAGGUUCUGAAGAUCACAUUGGAGGGAUAA